UGGUACCGGGUGAGGGGCGCGGUUGCCGUAGCGACGGCGGGAGCGGCCCCGGUCCGGCCCGGCCCCGGCAGCGCAGCGGGAACGAGCCCGGGAGCGCGGCCCCGGCGCGGCUGUACCCGCGGCGGCUCGGUCGGGAUCCACCAUGAACUUCGAAGGGCUCAACCCCUCUCUGGCSGAAUACGCGGCGCCCCUGCACCCCGGGGCGCUGGACACCGUGCUGGACGCCCACCUGCCGGGCAGCCUGGUGGAGCUGGACCCCGAGGGGGUGCCCAUGGAGGGCAUGGCCGUGCCCGAGUCGGUGCAUCUGAUGGAGGGCAUGUACAGCGAGCUGCACACGGCCGUCUCCGAGGUCGGCGUGCCCGUGGCGGCCGCGCACUUCGACCUGCACGAGGAGAUGCUGUGGGUCGGCAACCACGGGGGCCACGCCACCUCAUUUUUCGGGCCCACGCUGGAGCGCUACUCCUCAUUCCAAGUGAACGGCAGCGACGACAUCCGCCAGAUCCAGAGCCUGGAGAACGGCGUCCUCUUCCUCACCAAAACCAACCUCAAAUACACCUCCCGAGGCGGCCUCAUCAUCUUCGACUACCUCAUGGAUGAGUCCGAGGACAUGCACAGCCUGCUGCUGACUGACAACAACACCCUGCUGGUGGCCGGGCUGCAGAACCACGUGCUGGAGAUGGACCUCAACACGGUGCAGGAGACGCAGAAGUACACCGUGGAGGUCCCCGGUAUCACCAUCAUGAGGCAAUCGAACCGAUUCUUCUUCUGUGGAUGACACUCUCAGCUGUUGGGAUUUUUGCACUGGGCAGUUUUUGGGGUUUUCCUGCACUUUGACCCUCGUGGGUCCAUUUCCACUCAGGAUAUUCCACAAUUCCAGAGCCCAGGGAUCAUUUGGACUAUGCUCUCAGCUGUUGGGAUUUUCGGACUGGGCAGUUUUGGGGUUUUCCCUCACUUUAACCCUCAUGGGUCCAUUCCCACUCAGGCCACUCCGUCCAACCACAAACCCCAAACCCCAAAUCCCGUUCCUCCUUUCCCUUUAGGCCAAUGCCAAUUCUGUGAGCCCACCGGGCUGGCCAACCCCGCCGACAUCUUCCACGUCAACACUGUGGGGCCGCUGCUGAUGACCUUCGCCGUUUCGGCCAGCAAGCAGGCGCUGGCCUUCGGCGACUCCGAGGGCUGCGUCCACCUUUGGGCCGACUCGCCGGACGUCACCUUCAACGCUUACUCGCGGGAAACGGAUUUUGCUCUGCCCUGCAUGGUGGACACGCUGCCGCAGCUGGAUUGGAGCCAGGAGCUGCUGCCGUUGGCGCUGAUCCCAGUGCCGCUGACCAGCGAGGCGCUGCUGUCCGACUGGCCGGCCGCCAACUCGGCACCGGCGCCGCGGUAACGGCCGGGGGAGGUGGGGUGGGUGGGGAGGGUGAGAGGCCCAAAAACCCGAAGUCUCUCAGGCCAAAACCCNUAUCGCCUCAAGGAAUUGGACAACGAAUUCGACACCUUCAGCCAAGUGCCCGAAUCGCCCAUCGGGCGCGAGGAGGAGCCGCACCUCUACCGGGUGGCCAAGAAAUACCGCAAGGUCACUAUUAAAUAUUCCAAGCUGGGGCUGGAGGAUUUUGAUUUCAAGCAUUACAACAAGACGCUGUUUGCGGGGUUGGAGCCGCACAUUCCCAAUGCUUACUGCAACUGCAUGAUCCAGGUGCUGUAUUUCCUGGAGCCGGUGCGCUGUCUGGUGCAGAACCAUCUGUGCCAGAAGGAAUUCUGCCUGGGCUGCGAGCUGGGAUUGCUGUUCCAUAUGUUGGAUCUGUCCAGAGGGGAUCCC
Molecule: messenger RNA, 1816 nt
Organism: Malurus melanocephalus (red-backed fairy wren)
Lineage: Eukaryota; Metazoa; Chordata; Aves; Passeriformes; Maluridae
Product: PAN2-PAN3 deadenylation complex catalytic subunit PAN2-like
Exons: 10
Biological process (GO): nuclear-transcribed mRNA poly(A) tail shortening
Cellular component (GO): P-body; PAN complex
Molecular function (GO): protein binding
Source: RefSeq, a predicted model, not a curated record